This is a messenger RNA of Lepisosteus oculatus (spotted gar), 1017 nucleotides long. It is a transcript of the gene ch25hl1.1, whose product is annotated as cholesterol 25-hydroxylase like 1, tandem duplicate 1. Gene Ontology annotation, biological process: cholesterol metabolic process; sterol biosynthetic process. Lineage: Eukaryota; Metazoa; Chordata; Actinopteri; Semionotiformes; Lepisosteidae. The record is from RefSeq and is a predicted model, not a curated record. Gene Ontology annotation, molecular function: C-4 methylsterol oxidase activity; iron ion binding; steroid hydroxylase activity. Gene Ontology annotation, cellular component: endoplasmic reticulum membrane.
GACAACAGAAUGAGCGCGAUGUGGAAUAAGAGCGAGCUCCUCCCUGCCCCGCCGUUCAGUAGCUCCUCAGGCCUCAUCCUCCAGCCCUUUUGGGACUACAUCCGACUUCAGCACCACUCCACCGUGAGCUCGCCGUUUUUCCCCCUUCUGAUCACUUUAUCCGGUUACUUCUUCUUCAGCUUGCCGUUCCUAACCAUCGACCUCCUGGGCAAAAAGCUGCCCUCCUUUCACCAGUACAAGAUUCAGCAGGCGAAGCAGCCCACUCUGCAGGAGAUGGCUACGUGCCUGUGGAGGGUGCUGUACCAGUACGUUGUGUUCGUGAUCCCCGCGAUGGUCAUCAACUCUUUCCUCAUGCCCUCGCCCCCUCUGCGUGCCACAGCGCCCUCCGUCUUAGAGCUUGGCAGCGGCGUCCUGGGAUGCCUACUGCUGUUCGACUUCCAGUACUACGUGUGGCAUGUGGUCCACCACAGGCACCGCUACCUCUACAGGUGCGUGCACGCCCUCCACCAUGAUGUCACAGCGCCUUUCGCCCUGGUUACGCAGUACCUGGGCACCCCUGAGCUCCUGACCAUCGGGUUCUGGAGCAACAGCAACCCUCUCCUCCUUGGAUGCCACCCUCUGACCUCCUGGCUCUUCACUCUCGUCAGCACCUGGAUGUCGGUGGAAGAUCACAGUGGGUACGACAUGCCCUGGGCUCUCCACCACAUCGUUCCCUGGGGACUCUAUGGGGGAGCGCCAGCCCACGACGUGCACCAUCAGAAGCCCCACGCUAACUUUGCCCCCUUCUUCAGCCACUGGGACAAGGUCUUCGGAACGGCCAUCAGUGCAGAUGCUGCCAGCAGCUUCCCAGACAAGGAAAAAUGAAGACGGAGCGGACCGGUGUGAACACACCAACAUCCAGUACGUAAACACCACAGCUUUCUGGAAUGGCCACCAUUCUCUUAAUGCACUUUUAAUUCUGGAUCAGGUAGUUGAUUAAACAGUUGUCUGUGAUUAAUAAAAUGUUUUGUUUUUAAA